AUGACGGAAGCAAUUACCUUAUCUUCUCACGCUAUUACAAUGAAAACAAAUGACACAGAGCUAAAUAAUUGGCUACAGAUAAGGAACAAAGGGCUUUCCACGGAAAUAGUGGCAGCCUUAUCCAUUCCAAUCUGUUUCUGGGGAUUGAUUGGGAACGCAACUGUCUUUUGGCUGCUCUGCACCAAGGUGAAGAAGACAACAUUCGUAGUUUAUAUUCUCAAUUUGAUAAUAGCCGAUUUUAUUGUGGCUGCUUACUUCCUUAUAGUGUUUAGUGUAUUUCUGACAUCACUUUAUGUCAGUUAUUAUUUUUCACGGGCAAUGGAGAAUAUUUAUUCAUUGUCAAGCAAUGCCAGCAUUUUUUUAUUAACAGUUACAUGCUUUGAAAGGUAUUUCAUGGUCUCUUUCCCUCUCUACUAUCAACAGCACCGUCCAAAGGAAUUCACAUUGAAUAUAUGCUGCAUAAUAUGGUUCUGGUCUUCUCUAGUGGCCCUGACAUUAUAUGUUUCCUGCUACCCAAAAUUGCUUUCAUCCCACUCUGAAAGCAAUUCUUUCUGUCACAGUGCAUCAAUGUUUGAAUCUAUUGUUCAGCUUAUGUUUUUGUUCCCCAUCAUGUCCUUUUCUGCUUUGUCCCUUUUUAUCAGAAUGCGGAAAAGACCAAAGCAAAGGACCAAAUCAAGACUUGAUAUCACCCUCAUUAUCAUGGUUAUCCUUUCUCUUGUUUGUAUUUUUACAUUUCAUACUCGUUAUUUUAUAAGCAAGUGGGUUAAGGCACUUCGUAACCCAACUUUAUUUCAACUGUCUCUGCUGUUUGACGCUAUCAAAAGUAGUGUCAGCCCUUUGGUCUAUUUCUUUGUUGGAAAUUGGCAAAGACAGGAGGCCGCAGAACCAAUGCAUAAGUUGCUUGAGAGAGCUUUGAACGAAAAAGAAAGCACAGACAAUCUAGACACCAGUUAG
Molecule: messenger RNA, 954 nt
Organism: Notechis scutatus (mainland tiger snake)
Lineage: Eukaryota; Metazoa; Chordata; Lepidosauria; Squamata; Elapidae
Source: RefSeq, a predicted model, not a curated record